GACAGUAGGCGAGCCUAAGAAAAUUGGUUAAAUCUUGAUCUAAAAAGUUAAAUCCAUGAACCACCCUGAUUUGAUUACCGUGAAAAUCUACCACACAGAAAGUUCUCCUUUUUAUCCACCUUCAUUGUUACCUUCAGAGCAGCUCUCUCCAUAGCAACUGAAAACUUUUCUGGCCUCAAAUAAUCCUCUCUAGUUCCCAGUGCACAGUCAAAGAAUUUUAAAAACAGGGAACUCUGUGACUGUGAAAUACUCUCCAGGAUUUAAAAGGCUGUGGAGCUCCAGAUAAAGAAUCGUUUAUCUUUCUUCUGAAGAAAUUCCUUUGGUUACAAGUUUACCCCGUAAACGGCAACACACUUAUCUCCAUCCAAGACAGACUCAAGGUGGAGGAAGCGUGGAAAUGUGCUUCCAGACAAAGCUUUCAGUAUCCUGGGUGCCAUUGUUUCUUCUACUCAGCCGUGCUUUUUCUACUGAGACAGACAAACCCUCAGCCCAGGACAGCAGAGGCCGUGGGAGUUCAGGCCAACUGGCAGACCUGCUACAGGUUCUCUCUGCUGGUGACCACCCACCCCACAACCACUCAAGAAGCCUCAUCAAAACAUUGUUGGAGAAAACUGGGUGCCCACGGAGGAGAAACGGAAUGCAAGGAGAUUGCCAUCUGUGCUUUGAACCAGAUGCACUAUUACUAAUAGCUGGAGGAAAUUUUGAAGAUCAGCUUAGAGAAGAAGUGGUCCAGAGAGUUUCUCUUCUCCUUCUCUAUUACAUUAUUCAUCAGGAAGAGAUCUGUUCUUCAAAGCUCAACAUGAGUAAUAAAGAGUAUAAAUUUUACCUACACAGCCUACUGAGCCUCAGGCAGGAUGAAGACUCCUCUUUCCUUUCACAGAAUGAGACAGAAGAUAUCUUGGCUUUCACCAGGCGGUACUUUGACACUUCUCAAAGCCAGUGUAUGGAAACCAAAACACUGCAGAAAAAAUCUGGAAUAGUGAGCAGUGAAGGUGCUAAUGAAAAUACACUUCCUCAGUUGGCAGCCACGAUCAUUACUUUGUCCCUUCAGGGUGUUUGUCUGGGACAAGGAAACUUGCCUUCCCCAGACUACUUUACAGAAUAUAUUUUCAGUUCCCUGAAUCGUACGAAUACCCUCCGCCUAUCAGAACUAGACCAACUCCUCAACACUCUCUGGACCAAACGUACUUGUAUCAAAAAGGAUAAAAUCCAUCAACUUCAAAGGAAACAAAACAGCGUAAUAACCCCUGAUCAGGACUAUUCUAAUUUCUCUUCAUCCAUGGACAAAGAGUCUGAGGAUGGCCCAAUUUCCUGGGAUCAGACUUGCUUCUCUGCUAGGCAGCUGGUGGAGAUAUUUCUACAGAAGAGCCUCUCACCCAUUUCUAAGGAGGACUUUAAGCAAAUGAGUCCAGGGAUCAUCCAGCAACUCCUCAGCUGCUCCUGCCACUUGCCCAAGGACCAACAAGCAAAGCUGCCACCCACCACUCUGGAGAUUAAGUCAUCAAAAGUUAUGUCCUUCUUUCUUUCUGCCUUUUUUUUUUUUUUUUUUUUCCUGAAGGUUCUUGGUUUACAUAAGCAGGAGGCCCCAGAAUUUGGGCAUUUCCAUGAAAGCAAAGGUCAUAUUUGGAAACUGUUGGGAUUAAUUGGAGGCAUCCAUGGAUUUUUCUUGAUAGAAAAAUGUUUUAUUCUUCUUGUAUCACCGAAUGACAAGCAGGGCCUGUCACUGGUUAAUGGGCACGUGGGACAUUCCCACCAUCUUGCACUCAACUCUGAAUUAAGUGACCAGGCAGGCAGAGGCAAAUCUGCUUCAACUAUCCAGUUGAAAAGCCCAGAAGAUUCACAGGCAGCUGAAAUGCCUAUAGGCAGUAUGACGGCUUCCAACCGAAAAUGUAAAGUCAUUAGUUUGUUAGCAAUCAUGAUUCUGGUUGGGGACAGCCUGCAUAAUUUUGCAGAUGGCCUAGCCAUAGGAGCAGCCUUCUCCUCAUCAUCCGAGUCAGGAGUGACCACCACGAUUGCUAUCUUGUGUCAUGAAAUCCCACACGAAAUGGGAGACUUUGCUGUGCUCUUAAGCUCUGGACUUUCUAUGAAGACUGCCAUCCUGAUGAAUUUUAUAAGUUCCCUAACUGCCUUCAUAGGAUUAUACAUUGGCCUUUCCGUGUCAGCUGAUCCAUGCGUUCAAGACUGGAUCUUCACAGUCACUGCUGGGAUGUUCUUAUAUUUAUCCUUGGUUGAAAUGCUUCCUGAAAUGACUCAUGUUCAAACACAACGACCCUGGAUGAUGUUUCUCCUGCAAAACUUUGGAUUGAUCCUAGGUUGGCUUUCUCUCCUACUCUUGGCUAUAUAUGAGCAAAAUAUUAAAAUAUAAGUUAGGAUUGUCAACAUCUUUCAAAAAUGCAUUUAUAUAGUCUUACUUUGUUUCUUUCAUUGCACUCUAUAGUGAUUUUUAAAUUAAGAAUUUUUUAUCUUAGGCAAAGUGUGUAUCUUUCAUUUCAUUAACUUAUUAAUUUUAUAAUGCAGUUUUAUUUUUGGAAACAUAUAAAUAUCAGACUGUCCUUAAUUGAAAUUUUGUCUUUGGUUUCCAACACCAUGAUAAAACUCUUGCUUUUUAAAAAGUAGUUGGUAAAUUCUGCAUGAAUUCUAGUAAAUUUUAAAAUAAUAGACUGUUUUCCUAAGACAGAAUGUUUGUUUGUAGCAUUUAAAGUGGACAGAUGCCUGUUGGGAUGAAAUCAACUGCUACUUCUUUGAUGUUAAUUUUUUUCCCUGUGCAAUUAUAAACUGUAAGCAAGUUAAGUGACAAGCAAAUGUAAUAAAGACUAGUUUUAA
Molecule: messenger RNA, 2823 nt
Organism: Piliocolobus tephrosceles (Ugandan red Colobus)
Lineage: Eukaryota; Metazoa; Chordata; Mammalia; Primates; Cercopithecidae
Gene: SLC39A12
Product: solute carrier family 39 member 12
Exons: 12
Coding region: 398-2365 (655 amino acids)
Biological process (GO): zinc ion import across plasma membrane; intracellular monoatomic cation homeostasis
Cellular component (GO): plasma membrane
Molecular function (GO): zinc ion transmembrane transporter activity; monoatomic cation:bicarbonate symporter activity
Source: RefSeq, a predicted model, not a curated record